AUGUCGAGACAGCAAGUCGAGGCAGCGUCUAAAGCAUUUGGCGAUACCUUGUUAGGCGCAGGUUUCGAUUUGCUGAAGUCGAAAUCAGGAGACCAACAUCCAGCAGGACCGCCUCAACAUGGCACCAUGGGACAGGCCGAGAGAGCCUUCUCUGCUGCAUCGACGUUCCUGUCAGGGGUACUGGCUAUAAGCGCUUCUCAAUUUAUUGGUGCUCCUCUCAAGCUCAUCGACCCAAAGUUCUACGAUGGAUACAUGGCCUGGACGAAAGAGUCUUUUGCUGUUCUCACUGCAACCAUGACCCAGUGGUGGGCUCCCACUGCUGUCAGAGUUACUGGAGAUGAGAGUAUGAAGGACCAGUUGUACCAAAUGGAGGACGGGAGUCUUCGAUGCAACUUUCCCCACCGUUUGGUCAUGAUGGCCAACCAUCAGCUUUAUACCGACUGGCUAUACCUCUGGUGGAUCGCGUAUACUAACAAGAUGCAUGGUCGGAUCUACAUCAUCUUAAAAGAGUCUCUGAAGAAUGUUCCCAUCUUUGGGUGGGGAGCUCAGUUCUACAACUUCAUCUUCUUGUCGAGAAAAUGGGAGACAGACAAGAGCCGCUUUCAACGGCAUCUGAGUCAACUCAGCGACCCUAAAGAUCCAAUGUGGUUGUUGAUUUUCCCAGAAGGCACGAACUUGAGCGAGACCACUCGUGCAAAGAGUAAAGCUUGGGCAGACAAACAAGGUAUCAGCGACAUGAAACAUCAACUUUUACCUCGCAAGACUGGACUACAAUUUUGCCUACAGCGUCUGGAGGAGUCGACAAAUUGGUUGUACGACUGCACAAUUGCUUACGAGGGCGUUCCAGAAGGACAGUUUGGUCAAGACAUAUUUACCCUGAAAUCAUCGUUCUUUGAAGGACGACCACCAAAGUCUGUAAACAUGUACUGGAGAAGAUUCAAGAUUAGCGAUAUUCCCAUCGACAACGAUGAAGCUUUCGAGCGGUGGCUCAAGAAUCGCUGGACUGAGAAGGAUUACCUGCUGGAGCACUUUUAUCGCCAUGGAUCUUUUCCCUCCGGAUGUCCGAUCAAAGCGAUGCAGGCCGAAGCAGCGUUGCGAAAAAUUGCAAAUGGUAACAGCAACGGAGAAAAGAAAAGUGUCGUCAAGCCAGUCAACAAGACUGCUAAGUUCAUCACAACCGAAGUCAAGGCUGGUGGAUGGGAAGAGUUUCUGGCCAUCUUUGCUCCGAUCACGGCCGCAGCAACAGCGCUCUCGAGUGGAGAUAUAGCACCAGGAAACAUCGACUUUGAUGCACUACUGAACAAGGUCGCCCAACAGCAACAACUUAAUCUGUUGAACACAGGUAAAGCACCGAAAGCGCCAAAGUCGACCGAAGACAUGCGACAAGCUCUGACAUAUGCUACGAAAUCAGCAGGCGGUCCACCGAUAAAAGGAUCUGCGGUGGAGAAGAUAACAAGAGAUGCUGCUCGGACACAGAGAGAGAUACAGGAAGCAAUGGGAAAGCAUCCGGUGGCAGAAGGCACCAAACCACCAACAGCUGGACGAAAUCUGGAUCCAAAGCUUAAGAACACUAUCGAUAGUGCGCACGAAGAAACGAGGCGACGACUCCUGCGAGCCUCUCAAUCGGCGUCUCCCAAGCCUGCACCAAAUGUUCGCAAAUCUCUACCCAUGACGCCUGUAGAGACUGCAAUUACGCGACCUCUUUCGACAUUGGCGAUGCAGAAAGCCAAACAAGGUGUACAGAAAAUAGCCGAAAAUAAGCAGAAGCAGCGAACGGCACCUGCUGCGAGCAAAAUUGGGACAUCAACCUCGUCAACAAGUAAGCAGCCAUCUCAAGCAUCGGCUGCUAGCAAGAAGGCUGGUAUGCCGAACGGUACCGCGGCCAGCAACAAGGCUGUAGCGACAAAGACUGUUCCAAAGGUAGCAGCCAAGCAAGCGCCUGUCAAAGCGAAGAAGCCGACAACAUGA
Messenger RNA from Aureobasidium subglaciale EXF-2481, 1968 nucleotides. RefSeq lists its product as uncharacterized. Gene Ontology annotation, molecular function: acyltransferase activity. Bases 1 to 1968 code for a protein of 655 amino acids. The transcript has 4 exons. Lineage: Eukaryota; Fungi; Ascomycota; Dothideomycetes; Dothideales; Saccotheciaceae. Gene Ontology annotation, cellular component: endomembrane system. The record is from RefSeq and is a predicted model, not a curated record.